Molecule: messenger RNA, 2652 nt
Organism: Verticillium dahliae VdLs.17
Lineage: Eukaryota; Fungi; Ascomycota; Sordariomycetes; Glomerellales; Plectosphaerellaceae
Exons: 2
Coding region: 1-2652 (883 amino acids)
Source: RefSeq, a predicted model, not a curated record
AUGAGCGCCACUCUCGCAUCGCCAAUCACCUAUGAACCAGACUCAAUCGCCAUCUACCAUGCCACCUUGAGAGCUGUUCGGUACGAUCUUCGUCAAACGGAGCACAUCACUGAUAGCCGGGCCUCUACAGGCCAUCUUGCAUCACUGUCAGCUCUGUUGCCCCUCGUCGAAGAAGUUGAUGAGACGAACCUCGCAGAUCUUUGCUUGACAGCACCCUGCCUUCGCGAGACCGUCCUACCAGAUGAGUCUAGUAUUGACCUCGUCAACAGUUGCAGCCAGGAUGUCACGACCAAGGACCUACAUAUACUUGCGGAGGACGCGAGUACGUACUCCUCACGAGUGACCAAGGACUUCGAGUUGCCUCUACUGCCCAGCAAUCACGAUCAAGAUUUCAAGGACUUUCUCAAGAAAUAUUCUCCGGGUUCCCGGCCCAAUCCCAUCCAUACAUCAAUACUUCCCCGUGAGCCGGUGGAUGAGCACAAGGACGAAAGCAUGACGUUUCCUAGAAAGGCGUACGCCACUCUUGCUCAAUUGGAGGAACAACUUAUAAAUGAGACCAUUGAACCGGAUUUGUGCGACACGACAUGCAUUUCUGAGGCCUUGGAAAACUACGAUGAGGAGAACCUGAGUCUCUCUACCAUCAUGAGCGAGAUUUCAAUCCUUCAAGUACGCAUGACCUUCUUGUCAUCUUCAUGCACUAACAGCUCGGAGAAGGGCUCGAACUGCAUGCCUAGCCCUCUUCUACUUCCUCUGGAGGACGUUGAACAUCUGCAGCCACCGAUAUUCGAACAGCCAAACCCCGACAAUUUCGUUCCGUUGGACGCUGUCUCUUUGAUAGAGGAAGAUCUGACGACUGAAACACAUGCAGCUCUUCAUGUUGCAUCACCGCCCGAAACACCCGUCAUUCAUUUAUCGAGCACACCAAAGGAGCCAGACAUACUUUCAUUCACACCGCCGUCGUAUGUUAAGAUGUGUGAUGUGAUGUUUGAGAAACCUACUGUGGCUGAGUUGAGUUCCUCUGUACAUUGUUCAGUUGACGCAGACCAGGCACCAACCACUCUUGAUGCCUUCGCCAUCAAGUCAGAUCCCAUCCACUUACUUCACUUUAGCGACGCGACUAUAUUAGACGAGCCUCAAGAAAACAACUCACGAACACAAAUGUACCCGAAAGGCCUGGCUUCACAGUCCCAUCACCCCACGGGACAAGUAAAACAACAGCUGGGGCGAAAUACGCCCACAAUACUCGACUCAACGAUUCUUUUGCCUGUCCCGAAGCUCGACUUCAGUAUUCCGAAUCCAUCUCGGGCCAGUAAUGGGUGCUCUAAGAACCCCUUCAAGGAAUACGCGACCUAUGAUGCCGGUUCAUUGAGAAUAUUCCAGCAUGCUGAGAACGCAGUGAUCAACGCCAGACUACCAUCACGGGAAGGAUCUCCUGCUGCACAAUCUGUGCGUCAGGCCACACCACUCGCUUUGCCUGGACCACCAGCAGAAAAUCUGUUGGAGCUGGCGAGGAAAAGGAAAGCAGACAGGUUACGAUAUGAAAGAGUUGCGCCCCAAAACAAGAGACUGCGCGAAUACCAUCAGCCACAUGGGGAGGAUAAUAAACUUCUCCUCGCCGAUAACGUACCCGGUGCCUUGAACAAGAUGCUGUCCAACUACUUGGCUUUGAUCAACCAUCCACAGCCAAGGCAAAAGUCUGAUGUUCUCGUUACGCCUCCCAAGACUCAGCAUGUAAAUUCACAAGACCAACUUCAUACAGGAACAAUCCCAGAUGUAACCCGUCAAUGGCUAGUGCCCCCGGAGGAAGCUCCAUACCUGAUAAUCACCCCCUUGGAAAAGCCUGUCCGAUUCUUUAUCUCGACAAUGAUACCUCGCUCCUUGAUUUACGGCUUUCAGAAAUAUCUCACUGCAGGAGUUGAUAUGCUUGAUCGAGAUUUCAGCCUGCCAUGCCAUGGGAUAUCUUCGCUCGCAUCAACCUCUUCUGACAAUGAGGUCUCUGCUCUUUCAUUCGAAGCUGACAUGUCGAUCUCUGCCUCCACGGGAAUCAUGGUCACUACGCUCCUUCAGGUUCGUCAAAAGCCUCUUCCAGGGUCGGCUGACACAACAUCACAAUUACGGAAGCGCAUCAACAACGUGGCCCCCUUGUACGAACGCCUUGUAGUUCUUGUCUGGAAAGAUGGCAAGGACGACGCGUCUGCAGGGGCACCACUGUCUCCAGCGGAAGCCGCAGCUUACUCCGAGUUUGUCAAACAGAACGCCAUGUUGCGUGGCACAAAGAUCGAACCUGUAUAUGUUGGAGGCGGGCCUCGUCAUCUUGUUGCUCGGACCAUUGCGAAAGUCCGCCAGUAUGUCACAUGUGACAAGCAGCAUUUGCUCAGGGAGGAAGAAACAGAUUGGGAAGUCUUCUUGCGACAGGCCGGCAUGAAUAUAUAUGCGGCCCAGCUGCUUGCUGCGUCUCUCCGAGAUGACUUUGGAGACCAGGGCUUGGAGCGCUUCCUGAAGAUGCCGCGGGAAGAGAGGAUGGAGCGUUUCCAGGAAUUACUGGGGGGAAGUGCCGUACUCGGACGGAUGUGUGCGACGUUGGACAAGAGACAGGCUUCAAAGCAUGGUGAUGAAGCAGACUGGAGAAGCCAGGAAAAGACGACGGCAUGA